Debaryomyces fabryi is the source of this 1461-nucleotide messenger RNA. It is a transcript of the gene MET2, whose product is annotated as homoserine O-acetyltransferase. NCBI's taxonomy places the organism in Eukaryota, Fungi, Ascomycota, Pichiomycetes, Serinales, Debaryomycetaceae. Gene Ontology annotation, molecular function: homoserine O-acetyltransferase activity. Gene Ontology annotation, biological process: L-homoserine metabolic process. Bases 1 to 1461 code for a protein of 486 amino acids. The record is from RefSeq and is a predicted model, not a curated record. The transcript has a single exon.
AUGACUUUACUAUCUCCAAAUCCAAUUUAUAAAGAUAUUACCGAAGAACAGAAAGCUAGUAAUUCAUAUGCUGCUUUUGUUCCUGGCCAAACAAUUGUUGAAAUUCCUUCAUAUACAUUGGAGUGUGGCGAAAUUUUAAGUAACUUUCCCGUAGCAUAUAAAACAUGGGGUAGAUUGAAUAAAGAUAGAGAUAAUACUUUCGUUAUUUGCCAUGCUUUAACUGGAUCAUCCGAUGUUCAAGAUUGGUGGGGACCAUUAUUAGGCACAGGCAAGACGUUUGACCCUUCCAGAUUUUUCAUAAUUUGUAUAAAUUUCUUAGGAUCACCAUAUGGAUCUUGUUCGCCAGUCAGCAUUGAUAAAUCCACCGGAAAGCCAUACGGACCAUUAUUUCCAUUAGUGACUGUUAAGGAUGAUAUCGGCAUCCAAAAAUUGAUAUUAGAUUCAUUAGAUGUAAAGGGUAUUGCAUGUGUCAUUGGCGGCUCCAUGGGAGGAAUGAUUGCUUUGGAAUACGCUGCUACUUAUAAUGAUUCAGCAUACGUUAGAUCAGUAAUUUCUUUAGCCACAUCAGCCAGGGCAUCCGCCUGGUGUAUUUCAUGGAAUGAAACUCAGAGACAAUGCAUUUUCAGUGAUCCAAAUUACGACGAUGGGUAUUAUUAUGAGAACAAAAAUGGCAUUAAACCAGAUUCAGGGUUAAGUGCUGCUAGAAUGGCCGCUUUAUUAACGUAUAGGUCAAGAAAUUCGUUCGAAACAAGAUUUGGAAGAAAUUUGCCCUCCGUGAAAAGCAAUACUCAACAGAAUCAAAUAUCCGAAGAAGAGCGUAAAAAUCAAGAAAAAGAACAGGGAAUUAGAUACCCAAAAAACAAAGAUGAAGAAAAUUGGCUAUUGCAUAAUGAAGGAUCCAGAUCAAGGUCAUCGGUGAAUAGAAGUUCUUCGUCAUCAAAUGUAUCUUCUUCUGUUAAACCACAGACUUACUUUACAGCACAAUCUUACUUAAGAUAUCAAGGUAAUAAAUUUGUUAAUCGUUUUGAUGCUAACUGUUAUAUUUCAAUUACAAGAAAAUUAGAUACCCAUGAUAUAACCAGGAAUCGAGUUGAUUCAGAACAGCUUUUAGAGGAUCCUUUACCAGAUUUUCUUUCAGGUUUAAAACAACCACAUUUGGUAAUUGGUAUCCAAUCUGACGGGUUAUUCACAUACGGAGAACAGCAAUUAUUAGGACAGUGUAUUCCAAAUUGUAUUCUUAAGAAGAUAAAUUUACCGGAAGGUCACGAUGCAUUUUUAUUAGAAUUUGAAAUCAUUGAUAAAUACUGUACAGAGUUCUUGCACAGUAAACUCCCGGAAUUUUUCAGUCCAGAUUCAACGAAGGUUGAACUCUUUGAAGAUUGGAGCAAGUAUAUUACGAGUUCCGAUAAUGGUGGUAAUUCAGUAUUCGGUGAAGUUGAAAAGAAUAUUACUAAUUGGUAA